AUGCAAUCAGGAGAGUUAGAGAAUGGUCCCAAAGAACAAUUGUCUCAAGAUAAUCAUGGUAGGAAUAAAUUAGAGGCCGCGCUCACCCUUCCGAGAGAUAAAUAUCCUAGCCGUUGCGCUUUCGAAUUAAGGAAUGAAGUUUUUCGAAGGAUUUUACUGGUGGAGUUUUUCCUUUGCAUCAUAUUAUCAAAGACAUACGUGGAUAAGGAAAUUUCUGCAAAAAGAAUUUCAGAAGCGAUUGUGCUAGCUACCGGGGUUAUUGGCUGCACUGUGGCUGCGUUUGGAAGGAGCCCCUUGUCACAAACAGCUCAAAUGAAACUUUUAAAAGAAGUAAUCGCCAAUCGUCCUGGCGUGUUAUUAGGCCCGUGGGAAACUGUCGCUGCACAUAUGAAUGAAUAUCUCUGUGGAACGGGCGCUGCAUCCAGUCCUGGAUACUAUUUUGAUGGUAGCGAUUGUUAUGUUCAUUUUAAGUGCAUGUUUAUGAACGAGUUUGUUUCGAGAAAUCCCAGACGAGCAAAUUGCAAUCACAAUAACGACACGGAAAUUAGCUUACUUAUUGACCAAGCAGUGAAAGUUCACAGACAAAGUGUAAGAGACUACUGGGACAAAAAAAUUGACAACUAUUGGAGAAAGAGACUAGCAGAAGAGGCAUCAUCUCAGCACCCUUGA
Molecule: messenger RNA, 669 nt
Organism: Lachancea fermentati
Lineage: Eukaryota; Fungi; Ascomycota; Saccharomycetes; Saccharomycetales; Saccharomycetaceae
Source: the annotation of a GenBank genome assembly